This is a messenger RNA of Daldinia loculata, 2229 nucleotides long. Its product is annotated as FAD binding domain-containing protein. The transcript is spliced from 5 exons. Gene Ontology annotation, molecular function: FAD binding. Bases 110 to 1888 code for a protein of 592 amino acids. The record is from RefSeq and is a predicted model, not a curated record. Lineage: Eukaryota; Fungi; Ascomycota; Sordariomycetes; Xylariales; Hypoxylaceae.
UACAACAUGUAUUCUAUUGCUACAUCUCUAUGAAUAUAUAUAGUACUUUACCUAUAGACAAUAUAAUUAUAUUAAUCCGAACACAUUGGAUUACACACUCAUCUCAACCAUGGGAGACCAAGUAGACGUGCUCAUCUGUGGUGGCGGCUCUGCCGGUCUAUGUGCCGGAGUCUGGCUCGCCCGCUGCGGUAUCCGUUUCCGGAUCCUGGAACAACGGGACGGGCCGCUCAAAAGGGGUCAAGCCGAUGGGGUUCAGUGCCGAACGACGGAAAUAUUCGAGAGCUUCGGACUUUCCGAUACACUUCUCAACGAAGCCUACCAUGCCUCCGAGCUAACGUUCUGGGCUCCGGAAGAUGGUGGCACCGAAAUUAGGCGCACGCAUUACGCUGCCGAUAGGUUGCCCGGUGUAAGCCAUCUACCGCAUGUCCUCCUCGGCCAGGCUAGGAUGAACGAAUUGCUCACGAACGAGAUGGAGAGUGCGGCAGGAAGGUCGUGCGUCGAGUAUGGUUGCGAGGUCUUGGGCGUAGAGGUUGAUAGCGAGAGCGCGCGGGAUCCUGAUGCAUAUUGCGUUACUGUGACAGUGUUGAAGGAUGGAACAGAACGGAAAUACCGUACGAAAUAUGUUCUAGGCAGUGACGGAGCUCACAGCGCUAUCCGGAAAUCACUUGGCUUUACGAUGGUCGGCGACACGAGCGAUAGCGUCUGGGGAGUGAUGGAUAUCUAUCCCCGAACCAACUUCCCCGACAUCCGCAAGAAGGCUAUGAUUCAGUCGCCAGCAGGUAACCUGAUCAUCAUACCUCGAGAGGGAGACCUGCUGGUUCGCUUCUACAUAGAGCUGAAGGGUGCAAUUGCAAAAGACGUCACGCUAGAAGAGCUUCAUGAAAAGCUCCGGCUAAUUCUUCGUCCGUACGAUCUAGAAGUAGCCGAAACAGCGUGGUGGUCUGCCUACUCUAUUGGCCAGCGCCUUGCCGACCACUUCCACAAAGACUACCGUGUCUUCCUAAGUGGCGACGCCUGCCACACUCACUCUCCCAAAGCGGGACAGGGGAUGAACGUCAGUUUGCAAGAUGGCUAUAACAUCGGUUGGAAGUUGGCAGCUGUCAUCCGAGGACAAGCUACGCCAGAGUUACUUGAGACGUAUGUGUCAGAGCGACAGAAGACUGCUGCGGAACUGAUCGAGUUUGAUCGAACCUGGACCAAACUCUUCUCGUCUUCAUAUCGUAAGGAGCACGGCAUCACACCAGAGCAGUUCCACGAUAAGUUCCUCUUGUCUGCUCGGUACACCGCGGGCCAGGCUAUAAAUUACAACGACUCUAUAAUAGUUUCUGCGAAGACUAGUGAAGCUUCCUUAGCCACUGGCUUAACCGUCGGGAUGAGACUCCCGAGUGUUCCAGUAAUCCGCUUUACCGAUGCUCGCGUAAUGCAACUGGUCCGAUUCUUACCGGCCCAAUCCUGGUGGCAUAUCUUAGUGUUUCCCGGUGAUAUAAUACGCGAUUCUCAGACUUUGACACGAUUGCAGAAUUUUUCAUCCGGCUUACAGAAGAUAGUUGAUGCUUUCACGCCGCCGGAUGUCGACCGUGAUGCGGUCAUCAACCCUAUACUCCUAUUCUCGUCGGGACGUACAGAAGUUGAACCAGACCAGAUCCCUGCUGUUUUCACACCCAUCGUAAGCAAAUGGAAGAUGAAGUCUCUUACUAAAGUCUUUUCCGACGAUGAUGGAUAUAAUUCGCCAUCCGGUCACGCGUAUGAAACGUAUGGGAUAGAUCCUAACCGAGGUGCGGUAAUCAUUGUUCGACCAGAUUACUAUAUAUCCAAGAUUUGCUCAUUAGAAAGCGUCGACGCCAUAAUGUCAUUUUUCGACAGGUUCAUGAAACAGAAAGUAGUUUGACUUAGGAAAGCACCUGCGUCCAUCAUCAAGAAUCUCCUCAAUCCUUCUCUAGUCCCGUGUGUGAUUACAUUAGGUACAUAAGGCCUUCGUUCCUAGUCGGUAUGGUUCCUUAUAUAACUAGAUGUCUGGUAUCAACAGAUCAUAUGUAGUCCAGGGGUUGACUUGAGCAGUUAUAACCCCCGGGGGCGCAUUAUAAAGAGUGAUAACUGACAGAUCGAGAACAGCCAAUAAUUUAAUUGCCGAAGAAUAUUCAAGAUUUGGAAUGGGCAUUAGUAUAGUAACAAUGGCUGAGCGCAGCCUGCUUUAAAACCACGUCAACUUAGUCGGCAUCAUAUGAGAGG